AACAAGUGUUGGUAUUUUUGAAUGAAUGAAUGUUAAAAUGCCAUGUGGGGGUUAAAGUGCAAUAUUUGCACUAUAGUGCAAUACUUGCUCUGUUUAACAUUACGUAUGCCUAUAUGCAUGUGCUUUAAAAAAACAAUUCACAUUUCGGCCGUAGAGUUAAAUGCAUGAUCAGACCAUCAUUUAGAUUAACAUCCAUGGUGAGGUUAAGUUGUCCUAAGUGCACUGUUUUGCUUUAACUGUCAAGGUGCCGCCUAUUCGUCAUAUCAGCUGAUCACCUCAUCAUAAGGACCAAAACAGCUAAGGCUAGCUUAACGUAGCUGGUGUUAAAAGUAAUGCCAGGAUAUGGCGAUUUAAAAUUGUGUGAAAAGGUAGGAUAUCGGCCAGAAGCGCGUUUAAAAAUGUGUUCAUUUGCAGUAUAGGGCAAAGAUAAUCCUGUGUUUGUUUUGGAGACUUAGCUCUGCCUUGUCUUGCUAGUUAUCAUUUAGCCAUCGCAGCUAACCUGCGUCAGCGGCAGAAGCUAACAGGCUAACUCACCUUCAUAUGCAGGUAACGUUGCUGUCAGCGAGUCAUUAUUAGCCACAUUGGUCGCAUAUCAAGAGGGUGCUUUUAUGAAACAUAUACACUAUGUAUUAGGUAUAAAACGAUGGCUGUCUUUAUAAGUUAAUAUAGCAGUGUAACUAACCGUUACCGUUAUUAAUGAGAUUGUUUGUGUUAAGUCUUAGGUGGUUGUAUGGCCCAGUUUGUUAGCUUCCCGUAAAGCUAGCAUAACGUAACGUUAAGGUACAACCUUAAAUCGCUCCAAAAACGUCAGAUGUGAGUUUACUUUUAUUUUUUAAAGGCUUUCAUUUUAAGUUCAGCUUGAGAAGCCUUGUAUUUCUCACAAUUGAGAAGCCCGAUGACAGUUGUUGUGUCAACGCCGUUGAUUCAGUUGCAUCUUGAAUUGGACAACUUUUAACGUUACAGGUUAAAAUGGGCAUUCAUCACAUUGACAAUAGUGUUAACUGUACAUUAAUUUAGCGUUUUAUAAAGCCAUUCAUCAAAAAAUAAUUAGAUGCAACUGGUGAACAAUCACCCUUUACACAAGUAGAGAAAGCCAAGUCUGACUGGGAAUGUGUUUUUUCUUAGUGCACUUUUACUUUUCAGAUCCUGUCUUGGGUAAAGAAUUGAGAGCGUCUGGCCACCAACAAGAUUGAAAGCUUUAACUGGAGAGUAUGCCUUAUCUCUGAGCAUGGGAGGAAGUGGUUCCAAAGCCAAAGGCGUCUGGCCUUUUUCAGGCAGUGGAGCUGGAGGCGAUACAGCCAGUGAUGGGAACGAGCAGUCUGUGGCCCGGCUAAAAGGUUCCAGAAAUGCAACACCAUUUGUUUUUACCAGGAGGAGUUCUUUGUACUAUGACGAGGACGGUGACCUUGCCCAUGAAUUCUAUGAAGAGACGGUUGUGACCAAAAAUGGCAGAAAAAAGUCCAAGUUGAAGAGGAUUCAGAAAAAUCUGAUUCCACAGGGAAUUGUGAAGCUCGAACACCCCUGUAUUCAUGUAGAUUUCCCCAUCGUCCUCUGUGAGGUGUGAAAAGUGACACAGGACUGAUCUGCUGUGAAGUGCAGCCACAGGUACUCUUCUCGGUGUAAAGUCUUGUUCCAGUCUCCAAGCAUUACGGUCAAGACAGGAACUGUGGUCUGGAGCAGAAAAGGGAAGAUUCAAACUGUCAUUGUAACCUGAUACAUUGAAUGAAAUGUUAUACAUUUGAAUUCAACUAUGGUCAGAGGGUGUCCUGUUCACAAAAAUCCAUAUUUUGGUAUUCACAAAAGUACAGGUUGUGUUUCCACUACCCAGCUGAUAUGUAAGCAGUCUUAGAGAGUACAUCAAAUGAAGUUGUAUUUCUCGUGUGAGUUUCUUUUGCAGGGAAAAACGUCCUUGAUGUGAAAAGGCUUUAAUGGUUUAUGCCUUCUGUGAGACGUAGAGUGAAACUGUACGUGUCUUUGUAUGUGUACUUGUGUGCACCUAGGUUUGUCUGAGAGAAUGUGUGUGAGAGGGAUUGAAGAUGUAGUUACAGGGUAGAAUUUUAAAAAAGGGUUGUGAAGUUUAUUGUAUAUAUGGUCAUGUUCUGUGUUGUCACAUCUGAGUCUGUCUCAGUUACCGGAGCUCAGACCUGCACUAGUGAACAUAUUGUACUGUAAAUAAUUUCAGAUUUCAUAGUUGGAAAUACUUGAAUAAAUGGUUUACUGAGCUGAA
Micropterus salmoides (largemouth bass) is the source of this 2227-nucleotide messenger RNA. RefSeq names its product tumor suppressor 2, mitochondrial calcium regulator a (gene tusc2a). Lineage: Eukaryota; Metazoa; Chordata; Actinopteri; Centrarchiformes; Centrarchidae. The coding region runs from base 1229 to 1564 and encodes 111 amino acids. Gene Ontology annotation, biological process: inflammatory response; regulation of mitochondrial membrane potential. Gene Ontology annotation, cellular component: mitochondrion. The transcript has 3 exons. The record is from RefSeq and is a predicted model, not a curated record.